AUGGAAGAGAAUAUGCGCAUCCCAGGUUCUUGUUUUAAAGAAGGCGAAGGCACGAUCACUGGGACAGUAAGUUUAUUUGCCUGAGCUUUCGAACUCGAACUAGAGUUCAUCCAGUGAUCGUGCCUUCGCCUUCUUUAAAUACCAUUUUCUCUUUGUAGAGAGAACUUUUCUUCCGUUAAAUUAAUUUACACUUUUCCUUCGUUUUGGAUUACGCCGAGUUUCAGAUUGACUUCGAAAUAUUGCUGAAUAUUUCAUGAUUUUCAGUGUUUUCACGCGAUCGUCCAUAAAGACAGAUUCUGAAUUACCUGUCUGUUAAGAACUUUAAAAUAAGAUUAUUCUGGAAGGCAUUUGCCAAAUUGAUGAGUGUACGGGCGCUCCUUUUCACGAAGAUGGUCGUUUGGGUCACAUGUGAAGACUCAUUCAGACAUCAAACUUCAUUUUCGAGAAAAAUGGCUGUCCACAACGAAAGUCAACAACGAAUAUGCCUUUGACCAGUAAGAAAACUUUCCUUAGUAAAUUACCUCUUUAGGAAGUGCUUUAUUACUGCAUUCGGUGGUGGUAAAUUAAGUGACAUCAGGUAGAAUUUUCCAAACGACAAAAGGAUUUCAGCCCACUUAAACGAAGGAAUCUCCAUUUGCGUUAUUACUGCAUUUUAGGGCACCAAGUCGCACAGAUCUGCUACUUUGACAUUUAGGAAGUGAUAAAACCCCUGGUCUUCUUAAAAUAACCUUUGUGUUAGCAGGUUGAUUCCCACGGUUAACAUCGGACAUAAAAUAAAUUUUCAAGUUCGGCUAAAUCUGUUUAUUGGUGCUCUCACGGGCAAAUUACUAUCCUUUCAAUGGAAAAGUCGCUUAGAUGCGUAACGGAGUCUAGGACAUGUAUUAGCAUAGGAAAUUGUACAAAUAUAUUCCAACGUCAAUUUUCGCUAAAAUUUACUGAUAUUUUAUUUGAUAUAAUUACAUAAACACAAUUUAUGCACAAGAAAAGGAUAUUUUAUUGAAGGAUGUGGAUAAGCGAACAAAAGGCGCAAGGUUAAAGACGUCCAGAAAGUUUCGCACCAGUUUCCGUUAUCAGAUUUCAUGAGAUAGGUCACGUAUUGUAUGUGCCAAAUUAAACUGUCCAAUGGUUCACGCAGACCGCGAAAUUCGGAAUUUGUCGGCCUGUCACAGAGUGAAGCUUAUCUGGUUGUGAACCCUAACUACAGUUGGCAUUCCGUUUACUGCACUUUCUCUGACUAUGAACCGAUUGAUUUGCACACGGCCUUUAAUUGAAGAAGUAUAUUUGGUUAAGAACGGCUGAAAACGAAAUGACGAUUUUGGCCUCCGCAAGUCUUAUUGCAUCGACGAACAAGCGAGACCGGGCAUAUCCGCACGUUUCAGCCCGUAUUUGAGGCCCGGUGCCGCAUAGCUGAGCUGCGGGCCGGAGCUCACUUUAAGGCGGUCGAAAGGGGUCAAAAAUGAUCGAUCCACCACCGUCAACCGCCCAUAGCCCAACUCCCCAAACCGGCAGUACUGGCAUUAGGACUCGGGUGUAGUGGGUACCAAAAUCCAACGCUUUUCCACUGAACCAUGAACCUGGACUCGGUCGGUCCUCAGGCACCUUGGAGGACAAGAUGUGGAACACAAGCCCAAGAUCCAUGUUGGCUUCGAAUUUCUGCCAAGAUUUCUUUCCUAGUGGAGUGGUGCUCGAUCUGCAGCAUGUCAAAUUGCCACACAAGCCCUUAAGAUGCAGAAUAUAUGUACCUGCUUUCGACAGCCGCGAGUGACGUAGCUACCUCUUCCAGUCGUCCUCUCCUUUCUCGCCAGUAUUCACAGUUGUUGAGUUGUCCUUGGUUGUAGAUUUCGUUGUGGCAUUUGAGUCGGAGUCAGCGCCCAACUACGAAAUAGCUGAGCUUUUGAGAGAAAUUUGAAGGCCAAUUUUUAUGGACAACUAGCAGAAGUUCUGAUUGGUUUAUCUCCGACCAAACGUAAAAAUUUCAGGCUUGUCAAAAAAAGCUUUCUCGAAUAAGCCCAAGACCAAUUCCAAUUGAAUUAUACAAGUCUUACAUGAGAGCUUGUAAUGCGACUCUGGAAGUCAUACUGCUAAUGACGCUGGACUUUCUUUUGAUCACCAGAUUAUAAAGUAAACAUGCAUUUUGGAGGGAGAAGGCGCGAUCGCUGGCUGAUGGGGCACGGGAAUAUGGACGUCCCGUAUGAAAGGUGGCCUUGCGUUAAAUUCCAGAAGGAUUAGGGUUACGGUUAAAGUUAAGGCCGGGAGUAGGUGUCGUCCAUAGUAUUUGGCACAAGACCAUCUGUGGUACGGGGGGAUCGCUAGUUCCGAUUCCAACCCGGGAGUCUUAUUCGCCUGGUGUUUCGGCUUUACACUGGAGUCCAUCAACAUUGUUUUGGCUUGAAUUAGGUGUUAGCUAUAAGUAGGUCUAGAUAUCCACAAAUUAACGCGCAGCACUUUUGUAAGAUGCGUAUCAGAGAACGAGAAUUAUGGAGAACAAAAUGUUGGGUUGUUAACAUCAAUGCGCAAAGUUCGCUUGGACUAGCACAGAGUGCUAUAGUCAGGCCUACGAAUAGAAGUCCAGGAACGCGCUAUUGGCCUUUUUUGCUAAGUACAUUGGAAAUGCGUUAAGGUCAAAGUUCGAAAAGCCGCUCGAGUUUCCUGACUGUGAGUGUGAACCUCGCCACAUUGGCCACAUUGAAUCACACACCGAUGACUUCUGACAGCGCCUGUAUCAGUUCGCCGUCACUAAUCCUUUGGGGUCUUCGAAACAAAACGUGGUUUCUACGGGAGUCACUUUAAAAAAAGAGGGACCGUGAGUGUUACAGUGUAUUAUCUGGAUAAACUGUUUCUUCUAAAGGAUAUGCGCUUUUAAUACAUUUCAUUCUACUCUACAGACUGUGCGGAAAACGACAUCUCGCCCUCUACUGACCGCAUAGCUAUCAAGGUACGCCGUUUUAAUUCCUCCAUAUGGAAAAAACCUGUUAUGAACUACUUGGGUUUUCCGUAUUCAUGCUGGAAUCAGUAGUCGAACUUCGUUUGCUCUGUUAAGACUUAUAUCAACCAGGCUUUGUCUCUUUUCCAGAUUCCCUACCGUGGCUGGAGCCAUGAAAAAGAGCAAGAUUUUAGUGCUGAUUGCAGCCGUCGCAGUCUCUUGCAUCCUACUGCGGACUUGCCUUAGGUAAGCUAAUGCGUCUGAUCAAACAUCAACCCAGCAGGUCUGGUUCAAGGAUUAGUUGAAACUUAUUCAUUGCAUGAUUUCCAGCAUAUAGCAAAGAAAGGUAUCAUGUAGAGCAGAUUUAAGAUAUGUGCUGGCGUUUAAUUAGAUUUUAAUCUGCGAUGGAUGUUGGGUCCUCGACUACACACAUGCCUGAGCUCUAAUUUUCGAAAAGAGUGAUGUCGCCGUUGAUAUGCUUUACUACUUUUAAAACUCAAUAGGGACAGUCAAAGAAUAUGAUUUCUUCGGGAUAGUGGAGGUUUAAAUUUAGAUAUUAUGCAUGGGAGUUAUCAUGAGUUCGAAAAUUUUCAUAGAAAGUGAUGACUGCGUUACGUAUACUUUCAUUUCAUUACUAUGAAUUUUGCUACACUUUUGCGCAUAAAGUUUGUGGCAUGAUCGUUGUCUGUAUGCCACACACGACUUUAAUUCGGGUACAAGCACGCAUUAGCUAAAAGAAGUCCCCGCGUACUGGGAAUCCUUUGUUCUCCCAGCCUCAUACUGUUUUGCCAAGCGCAGUUUCCACGUGUCAUGUCCCUACAACGGCCCACACUGGAGGCACGCCGAACCGGCACUGGGGGUCCAGGUUAGGAUAAGGCACGCGUUAUUCGGGCUGCGCAUCCAUAACAGCUGCCACGACUUGGGGAUGUGGUUGCACGUCCCAGCGCAGGCUCACGCCGCACUGGCCACCUGCGCCCAAUCGCCACGUUGCAGAGCUAACCAGCUUGGACAGUGGACCGGGGUGAGACUCCUUCCCCGCAGUAUUCCAGCAUGUUUCCCCGUUAAAUACAGUUGGACGUGCUUUUAAACUAUUGCAAUGCGUCUAAAGUCGCAGCUUGGAAGAUUGUCAGCUGACAGGGUAACUUGGUUUUCUGGGGACGCAGUGCCAAGCUGCAGUGGCUCAUUCUGGGUUUAACCCAAUUGGCGCUCCCAUUCGCAUGUGAUCUGAGUCAAUCACUUCUUAUUUCUGUGAAAAUCUGUUCUAUGGUGCGCAGACCAGGCGUGAAUGGCACACGUAGAUGGGGUGUUUGUUUGUGUCGGCCUCUCAUGUUCUGUUUGGAUACAGGGCUCCGAUGGGUGAGGGAGGAGAGCGUGCAGGAGAUGCGACACAAGUCAAUGAUUCCUCCAUGCUGUAGCACAUACGGCGAAAAUGAUCGCUUGCGAUGGUCAGACUGUCAUUACAUUUUAAUUGACCAAGCAUUGUACAUUUCUGAUCAUGAUUUUAUUCUCCAGACAGCCUGCUUCUGGUAGUUCAGCCUUUAAGCUUUCGAACGCAGUUAGUUGUCUUGGGAGUUGUACUUUGCAGUUUUGAUCUACUGUCAACAUUUAGGUGAAUUUCCCAAGAUAUUCCCUGCGUGGACCAAAUGAACGCGUGGUAUUUGAUGAACUUACUAAAAGACGCUGAAGAACGGCAGUCCUACUCAUUUCGAAUUUAGUUGGCUCCGGUGUCGAUUUACAUCUUACCUCUGCUCUUUAUUUUUCAAACCCAUUUCUACCGCCAAGCUUCAGCCGUGAUCCCCACACCCUUCAUUUCCAAAUUACGCAAGUUUUAGAAAUUAGGUUGUGGUAGGUGCGAGACCGUGCAUGCUGCUAUAAACAACCUGGCCUAAAGUAAUGCUUGUCAUAUUUAUACAGGCUGAAAUGUAUGCCAGAUUUGGCCUAGUGUGGAUCACGCUGAAUUGCCGAAGGAAUAGACCCCCAGUGUCGUCCUCCAUCUCCCAUGCACCGGUCGACUAUCCAAGCCUGUUAACCGACUGGUGAUAGGGUCGGGAGCAGUGGCUGGCUCGGCGUGAGGGUCGACGUCUGAGGGGUGUACGGCGGUAGUUGGGACCUCGCACGGACCUUGCGCUGCCGAAUUAACGCCUGCUGUGAGCCGGUCCAGCGCAUCUACAGCGCAGCCGGUUGGUGAAACAGGCCCUCGACACACCAUCGUGAUGACCGAUUUAGAGUAGCGACUUGGCGGAAGUUGUAUUUCUUUAACAUUCGAAAGAGCCUCAUUUUCGUAGAUUUUUUUAUUUCAGAAUCAUUAUCCGACAUGUUUAAGUGCGCAUACGUUUUGUUAAACAAGGCCGCACGUUCAUGUAAUGGGUUUACUUCACGUAUGUACUUAAUUCGUGACAUGAUAGCGUAUAUAAUGUAAGGAAAUACUGUAGUUCUCAUCGGCAGAAUAACGUUUUCAUACUUGUUUUAGUACUUGCACCCAAUAUCCAGAUUUCACUUUACUAAUAUAAAUUACUGUACUUUACAGUGUGUAUGGAACAAAAAAUGUGCAAAAUGUUUUCCAAAAAGUUUAUGAAGAGACCAGCGAAACCACCCAGAAAGCAGUAAGUUAUAUAAUUUUCCUACUAAUAUUGGUUAUUUUGGUGUUUUAUGCACGAGGUAAGAAUGUGAUAUACGACUUUAAAUCUGACAAACAACCCUUCUAAUAUUAUAAAUGCUUCGUUUUAUACGAAAGAACAUUUUCAAUAAAGAACAGAUUAAUUCCGGUUAGUAAGCCGACAUCGAAGGUCUGACUCUGCCAGAAAUCCGUUGGCAAAUGCGCAAAUGUACUGCGAAUUUGAUAACACAUGGAAUGUGCCGAAAUUUACGAAACUUAAUUGCUCGCAAUGCGACACAAACGAAUAUAUCAAAACUUCUAAUCAAUAGUGGGUGACUUUAAAUGGAUUGACAACAUAAAAUAAAUAUUAAAAGCAGGAUUAUUUUGCGAAGAAAUAAGCUUUUUAUGGAGAAGCGUAACUUCCGAAACCUUCAGUUUAAGUUUAGGUUUCAAAACGGUCUCAUGAGUAUUGACUGUCUCGGAUGAUGGAUUCAACUGAGAAUCCGAAACGCCAGGCGAAUAAAGACCUUGUUCCAGCGAUCGCCUCUUCUUCUUCUGAUGACUGUAUUUUCUCAGCUUUCACAUUGUUUGAGAUGCGGUCGACUAAUUUAAACAGAAUUUUGCUCGAGUUCGCCCAUAAGGACGUCACAGAAAUAGAAGUUUUCACAAGGUCACAUGCUGAUAAGUCGGUCAAUUUAGGGUAAGUUGAUACCACACUAACAGCACAGGUACUAACCAAUAGCCUAUACACGCGUGUUUCGCCGAUGUUUUGCCGCUGCAUGGCGCAGCUGCGAGGGGUUCGGCUCGUCAGUGGGUCCCCCAGCAUUACCCGUGUGUUUUCUGGUAGAUACUCCAAUUUAGAAAUUGUCGAUUUUAAAUUUCCUCGUAAAUUAUCUACGAAGUUGGAGUAGAUCAGUUUAUUCAAGGCCUAUAGACACAGACCGAGAAUUUUGCGCAUAGACCUUGAAUAAACUGAUUUAUUCAAACUUCGUAGAUAAUUUCUGUGGAAAUGAAAAAGCGACAAUUUCUAGACUGGAGUAUCUACCGGAAAACACACGGGAAUGCUGAUGGGGACCCACUGACAAGCCGAACCCCUCGCAGCUGCGCCAUGCAGCGGCAAAACAUCGACAAAGCACGCGUGUAUGGGUUUUUGGCUAGUACCUGUGCUGUUAGUAUGGUAUCACCUGACCCUAAGGUAUGCUACUAGCUGCCUGUCGGCAGCUGAUAAAGAUUACGCGAUUACUCGCUGUGGCUGAUGGACUUUGGCCCAAAUAUUCAUGUAUAAAAUUCUCGGUCUGUGCCUAUAGACCUUGAAUAAAUUGACCUACUCCAACUUCGUAGAUGAUUUCUGAGGAAAUUACGAAGAGACAAGGUUGGUCAGGGGCUAAUAACUUUGAACAGAAUAAGCAGGUGCGGUCACAAGCAUACCAUUUUUUAUAUGUCAAGAGGACAUCCCUUCCACCAACUUUCACUUUUUUCUCGUGCUGGAGUACGUCGAGUUUCAGAUUGUUCCUGAAAUAUCGGUGGAUAUUCCACAAUUUUCCGUGCUUUCAAUGGAUUACACAUAAAUGUAGAUUAUGUGUUGUGCGUUUACCAAAACCUUUCCAAGAAGAUGUUCUCAGGAAGAAUUUACCGACUUAAUGAGUACUCAGACAUUCUUUCUCAUGCAGAUGGCAGUUUGAGUCGUAUUUGUUAACUCAUGCAAACACGAAGCUUCAUUGCCGGGAAGAAUGAACGUUCACAAAGCAGGUUGGCGAUGAAUAUGCUCUAGAUCAAUUGAACAACUUUUUACAACUAGUCACUUAUUUACAAAGCGCUUGGAUAAGGUAGUUUGCUGAUGCAUGUCGCGUAUUUUACCUUUUUAUAAGGUAAAACCAAUGUAGAAAUUGGGGCGUUUGGCUGGCUUUUCACUUCCCUGAAAAUUAGUGAUAAUUUUUCUUUUGAAGACUGAAAAAAUCACUUCCCUCUUUAUAUAGAACUUAUUCUGGCUGCAUUUACUUGCUUAAAAGUUUUAUUCCUAGAUUAUAAAUGCACGACAGGCGGCCAUAUACUUACUAAGAUAUUGUUUAUGCUUCUAGUUUUCCACCCCCCCUUUCUAAAUUACGGAGUAGUGUGAACUAGACCAUACAUAAAAUAUCAUACGCUUGGUAGAGAACCUUUACCUGACAACUUAUUAAGUAUUCGGAAAGGACGGGAAAAUAUAGGAGUGUCCAGGCAAAGGAUUGUCCGUAGGCAUUAUUGCUGCGUUUUAGGACAUAGAAGCACAUGGAUUUGUAAAGUUUACUUCUGAAAAUCGAUAAAACAUAUAGUUUUCUAAACAUGGCCUUGUCUAAACCCCACUCUUUCUGGUUUAUGUGGAGUAAAAAAACAAUUUUCAAGUGUGCCAAGCUCCGUUUGGUAAAACCCUCGAGUGAAGAUUAUUUUUGUCUAGAAGAAAAGCAUGCUUGGAUGCGCGAACUGAGUAUGGGACGUAUUCAAGCAUAGGAAACUACCUGAAUACAAGGUACCGUAGAUUUCUGGUCAAACUUGUGAAUAUUUUGACCGAUAUACUUACUCGUAAUCAUAUCCUGCACACAAAAAGGACACAUUUCGAAGCGAGUUUUGGAUGCCUAAAACUGAUCGUCUCCAUUUUUGCUUUCUCGUUUCAUGAAUUAGGCUGAUGUCACGGUCAGCCCCGUCACGUUUAUCUUCUAAUGAUCAUAAUUUUCGUCUAGUGAUUAGUUCGUUGGCAUUCUCGGAGAAGCUACGUUUUGUUUGGCUCCGACUCUAACCAUUGUGUCUAUUGAAGGUGUACCCACGACCUACCUUAGGAAGGCAGGUGAAACCUUACAUCGCGGCGUAUUUUUCACAUUUAUGCCCUCCUCGUGACAAAAGUACUCGUGUGCAUUGGUUGUGUCCUGUUACCCAAUAACGUUUUUUCUUGUAGGCACUUUGCGGACAACCAAACUACGGUGAGUUUGACAUUUGGAUACGUCGUGUCGAUGCACAGCUUCCUUAAAGACCUAUGCAUUAGUCAAAUGAGUGUUAAAAGCAGAAAUUUAGACGGAAAUAGGCAUAUGGGGUAGGACAGGGGGAUCUGGACCUUCACCGUACUACAGGUGGUUUUGCGCCAAAUCCUAGGCGGGUGCCUGUUCACAUGUCCUAACUUUAGCCCUACAUUAAUCCAACCCUCUCGAAUUUAGGGCAAAUCUACCUGUAAUAGGGGAGGCCCAUAUUCUUGUGCCGAACCACACAUAGAAUAGUGGUUAUUUUGAUAAUCCCAGACAUGCCGGUUUUUGAGAAGUGAGUUAAGCAACCUUCUGUCACCGAGCUACAAAGCAUUCGUAGUAAUAGCAAUUAUGACAGGCUGUCAAGCUUACACAACGGCGAAUGAGCCGUCAGAAAGUGCCCGGGCCUUUUUAGGAUGCGACUAGCUGAUGGGAGCAAGCGAAUUCUCCCUUUUUUCUGAAAUAUAUCUUCACUAAGCCCAACCUCUCGUGAUUUUCAGAUCUUGUUAACUUUACUAACGUUCUCUGAUUUUUUUGAGGAAGUCGGUAGGCUGAAUAUUAGCUGGGAGCGUCUGGACUACGAGGAGUUAGCCGCGCAGUGGGGACUUCCUAAAACCCAAACGAUCUGGCAGAAUGAUUCAAAUUUCACUGAUGUCGCCUACACUUUGGAACGUCCGGGGACGAAUGACAGCCCUGCGGCAACAGCUGUGUGGACACCCGUGAACUGUGAACAGCCAGAGGCCCUAGCGAUUAUUAUUCCCUUUCGUGAUCGUUAUCAAAAUCUCUCCGUCUUUCUCAACCACAUGCAUCCCCUCUUACGGCAUCAGCGUCGACGGUACUCCAUUUUCGUCAUCGAGCAGGUAGGCAGAAAAGAACAGCCCAGUACAUUUAGCAGUUUUCGUUGUCUGAAGGAAGGAAAAAAUAGACGGCUUGAUAAAUCUUCAAGCACAUUAUUAAAACACAGACGAGAUCCACAGGUUCUGAGAGGAAGGUUUAAUUACCGAUUUUAGCGCGCUCCUAAAGCUCCCGAUGUACUUCCGAGAUGUCGCGUCUGAAGGUGUGCUUAAGGAGAUUCGUAGCUUCUUAGAUAGAACCUGAAGAGAUCGUUCAUUCCUGUAAAUUCUUCAUUUGCCGAGAAGCGAAAAGUAGAAAGGGAACCGAUAAAUCAAGUUAUAGUCUGAAAAAGCAAAUGAGGACAUAUAUUUUGUUUUAUACCGAAACAAAGUGACAUCUCAAUUCUAGUGGAUGAUAUAAAUCAGGCGAACUCAUUAGUCAAAUUCACUUUGGAAGAAGAACAGUCCGUUCACUUCCUUUUCUGGACGUGCUUCUGAGUAGAAGGCCUGACGGCAGCAUUCGACGCAGCAUCUAUCGUAAGAAAACGCGGUCCAGACAAUACACACAUUUUGGGAGUUUCGUACCACUAAACGUUAAACGUAAUUUAGUUCGCUGUUUGACAAAAAAGUGAGAAGAAUCUGCUCAGCUGAUGGUGUUGAGAAAGGGCUUAAGGUCAUCGAAAAUCUUGUUCGCCAGAACGGGUAUCCUGAUCGGUUGAUAGCAAAGAACAUAACCGAAAGACCACCAAAGCCCCCGCUGCUGACGGCAGGAAAGAAAAGGCUCUUCAUCAGGGUCCCAUUUCAAGGGGACGCGCCAAGUGAACUAUUAAGAAGUCGCCUAACUCAAGCUGUAUAACAGACCUCUCUAGCAGCUGACACCCGUGUACUGUUCUCCACUAGCCCCAUCCUAUACGGAGAGGGCUAGGACAAACUACCAGCUCAGACCACCUCUAUGCGUAGUUACUCCUUCACCUGUUCCUGCGAGGCAGAACAUAUUGGUCGCACGAGCCGGCGUUUAUUCAGAAGAAUAAAAGAGUAUCUUCCAGCAUGAUUAAGAAAGCGUCAAAUAAAGAACAUCAAGAGCUUAAUGCUUGCGCACAUGGUAGACAUAAACCACCGUUUAGACGCCAGAGAGGCCUUCAGAGGGAUUUACAAGUCCCGUCAAGCUAUCUAAAACUGCUAUGGCAGAGGCGGCUGCAAUUGGGCUACGCGAACCGAUCCUUUGCACACAGAAUAACUUCCUUUAGAUCCCACAGUUGCCAUGACUCAAAGCCACCAAGUCAGCCAUCCGCAUAUAAUUACAUCCGCCGGGGCCCACCUCUCUGGGGCUGACUGGAAUUGUGGUGUUUCACUCCCCCCCUCCCCUCUCCUCCCCUCCUCAAACCCCAGCUGCAACAUAAUUAUCUUUUUCCCCGUACCAUUUACUUAAUUACUUCAAUAGCCAUAUAAGUGUACAGGACUGAAGAGAAUUUGUCAAAAGCAGACGUAUGCUCGCCAAAUUGCCUUUUUGAAUUAUACAAUAAGGCAACAGACUAAUAUUUAUUUUCGAGUUCGUUUCCUUUUUGUUAUUUCGUUUUUCUCAGAUUGCACCCCACACCUUCAAUCGAGCCGCUCUCUUCAACAUAGGCUUUCUAGAAGCCUCGAAAAGGGCCGAUUUUGGAUGUUUCAUGUUCCAUGACGUGGACCUUCUGCCCGAAGAUGAUCGGAAUAUGUACGCUUGUGAAGACCAACCGCUGCAUAUGUCCGCCACCAUCGACAAAUUUAACUAUAAGUAAGCUAGUCACGCGUUUUGUAACCUGUACGGGGAUCUUUUGCGAAAUGUCUUUUAAAUUAUUUUUUUCCACUGAACGUGGUUAGUUGGAACCAUUUUAGACCUUGGAUUGCUGCCUCUUCUCAAGUGCUCCAUACAUCAUCAUUUACCCAUACCGUCAGUUACUAUUACCGUAUGGAUUCUUUUCUGCCCUGAUUAGCUCUAUUCUGGACUCCGUCUCAUAGCGGAGAUAACUUAGGACACUGCAAAAUACGUCCGCAAUUUCAGACUGGAAUCACUGACUAAGAGAAUUUUAAUUAAACGAACAUUUCUCUUCUCGGGAAUAAAGCGGGAUAAUUAGGGUGACAGCUAAUGCAUUCUUAUGCAGAUCGAAUGUUUGAGGACAUUUUCGCAUUGAAAAUCUGACUCAAUCGAGGCAGCCAGUAGGCAAUCCGACUUUGAAUGGCACCCCGUUCCUUGUUUGCGACCUCAUAGUGAAAAUCGAGCCAUUAUCAGGAACCUUAGUAUUAGAUAGCUAAGAAGCUGGACUGGCUGUUUGUGACUUAUUUGUUGUCGUCAACUCGUGAGUUGAAACACCUACUAGCUGAGCCUAAAUUAAUUUUUCCUAAAGCCUGACGUACUGUCACUGAGUCGUGGGCUCACGAUCCAUGGCGUUUAAGCGAUUGCUAAAACCCAGUCACAUUCAAAAUCUUCCCUGCCUGGGCUCCAGGAUUGAUCGACGGUCGAUGAUUAGUAAAUCAGUAGCAAUGAAACCCGCUUCUCCUCCCAUACUCUCACAAAUUUCUCCGUAUAAGCGGUUUCGUUUUGCGCAAGAGUUGUGCAUUCAAACACCAGUGAGAGUUUAUCUUGGAGACGAGAAUUUACAAAAGAGGUUCAGCCUUCUAGUACUGGUAUAGUGAAAUUGUGCAUGCAUUUUCCCCUAAGGCCAAGUCAGCGACAGGAAGAUGAUUUUGUAUUUGGAAACCCUGUCCCUGUCAACGUCGAUGUUUACGGUCGGCUAGGUUAAGUAACAUUGAUUUUGCGUUCAAAUUGUUUCUAAGUAUCAGUGGUCCAUUAAUACGUUGAUAUUUUAUUCGAAAAUAAUUAGCGAUUUUUAAAACGCAUUGAAAUGUGACCUUUUUCCCCAUAAUGCCAAUUGAAUAAUUAAAAUCUAUAGGUAAUUUAUUAAAUUUUGCCGACAGACUGCCGGCUUCUAUGGAAUCGAACGUUCUCUGAAUGCAAGCUGACUCCAUAUCUCCACUGUGGAUAAAUGCGAGUUCCCGGAUUUUCGUUCUGAUUGAGAUAUUUGCACUGUUUAGAGGGGGUAACGCAUUUAUGAGUGCUUCUGUUUGAGGUGCUUUGUGCAACGUACACCCCCUGCCGUGCUUCUUAUGAAAAAGAGAGGCAAGGGUUGGUGUUGAGGGCAGCACUGUGUCAUUAUCUUUCGCGCAUUCACACAUGUCCCUUCAUGGGGCCUCGUUAUCAUGACUGUCUAUUUUCCAGUUGCCUCAUCGGCCGUGCUGUUAAUGCAUGGCAAGGGGUUGACCAUGACAUGAUCACGCCAACGGGGACAUCUUUGUCCCAAAACGGGUGACUUAAAACUGGAUCCAUAUUCUGAGUCCAUGUGUACCGAAGUGCAGCUUGACUCAGUGACUAUGAGGAGUCCAACAUGUCCUCGGCAUCUUCAACUGCGGGACGAAAUACCUGACUAGCCACUGAGUCUUGGCUCACCUGGGCUCUACUGUUCUAAUUCUUGUCCCCAAUCACGUGGCACAUGUGCAAAAACCUAUCAUGUUUGAUGCUGUGCACGACUCAUUUAUUGUCAGAGAAUUCAUGCCAGAUGCAGAACCAUCAGCGAGACAAUGGUAGUCAUUGUCGGACAAGACGGACGAGCUACUAGAGUUUGAACAGGUGAAGCGGGCGACGUGAAUGAGGCCGCCUUCCCUGGCUCAUGAUUAAUUACGUUCCACGGUCUCGCCUUCGGUAGUAGGAGACCCAGCAAACUCAAAACACGGAGAUCGGGGGACGGCGCAGUUGACAGCACCCUUCAAACCCUGUCUAAUACCGAAUAUAGUCUGGUGUUAGGUAACUUUAAGAUGGUGGCAAGCAGCCUUGCGCGCGUUUGAGGAUUCCCACAUAGCAUGAAGACCCCCUGGCGGCCAGGUAUUAAUGCUUCGAGUGUACGAAACGUCAAAUAGCUACUGGAAUGAGUUCAUUGACACAGUACUCAACUGUCAUGUUGUCGAAUUCACCUCCUUUAUUUAUAUACCGUUCAUAGAUGAAACGAGGGAACUUCCGCCAGUGCCAUGUCGUUGACGUGACCCCUGCCAAAAAUCCUACCUAAUGGGAAAUUAACGAGAGCGACAAAGACUAAUGUUAAAACUGACCUCGUAGGAGCAUAGGAACGGGACUCAGUCAGCUUAUAGCCCAUAUCUUUGAAUACUGCAACCGAAUACCCACGCUUGACAUUUAGUUGUGGUUUCAGUUUCAAUUUCAGGAACGUUUGCUACCCCGUCUACAGUAUCACUUUCAUUCCUCCACGUACGAUAGUAGAAACCUGGCGAUAAUUAGAGAGAGUCAACUGGUUGGACGGCUGUCACCACAGUUAUGCGAAUACUUCUGUCGGAACGCCUCUUGUCUGAUCAUCUGACUUACAACCUCCCAACCGCGGUUGACAGCUUUAAAAGCAGUCAAGAAGUCAGGGCGCAAAAAGACGUGCUUCUCUCGACGCAAGUUAGGGCGCGUAGCCUAUGAGCCGGCCGUGCGUUAGCCAAACAUGGCCAACAAACCUGCAUCAUGAAUAAUAGAACUGGUUUAUUUUGGCGUCUAAACAACUAACUUAAACCACGAAUGGAAGAGAAUAUGCGCAUCCCAGGUUCUUGUUUAGAAGAAGGCGAAGGCACGAUCACUGGGACACUGGAUUCUUAAGCCGACUCCGGCGCAACAAUGUAAUCUCGCUGGACGAAUGGCGCCAGACCAAACCAACCGACACAGCGUUGGCCAGGUUCUACUGACUUCCAAAUAUCCACAAACCCAACGUUCCUCUGCGGCCAAUCGUUGCCCUGAAAGGCAGCCCCACAUACAAUUUAACCAAAUGGAUGUCCCGAAAGCUCAAUUUUCUCCGAGAGGGCUCUGUAACGUCUGUCAAUUCGGCCUCCCAAUUCCUUGCCGACAUUCGGGGAAAAACCAUUCGACCUGACCAAAUCAUGGUAUCCUUCGACGUUGUCUCACUUUUCACGUCCAUCCCACCAGACUUGGCGCGCGACGUGCUACGCAAACGCCUCGAAGAAAAGUACGACGAAACGACAGGGCCGCUAAAGAUCCAGCACCUAAUGCAGCUCUUUGCAUUCUGCCAACGAAUCUUUUUCACCUUCGAUUACAGAACAUACGAACAAAUCAAAGGAACACCCAUGGGUUCCCCAAUAUCCAGCAUGGUUGCGGAAUUAGCCCUACAAGAGCUGGAAAAGGUUGCUUUCAGCUAUUGCAAACCUGCGUUUUGGCGCCGAUACGUGGACGAUACAUUCGUCAUUAUUGAAAUGGACAAGCUAUCGUGUUUUCAAGACUUACUUAAUAGCAUAUUCCCCGACAUUCAGUUUACAAGAGAAGACAAGGAGGAAGAAAAACUACCCUUCCUGUACGUGCUCGUCACGCGCACACCUGACGGUGAACUCAGCACUACAGUGUACAGAAGGGCAACCAAUACAACCCAGGUCCUCAACUAUCAUAGCAACCACCCACUGGUGCACAAACGGGGCUGUGUGGGGGGGGUUUUCGACCGGGUAAAAACGCACUGUAGCGAGCCCGAAGGAAGGAUGCAAGAACUACGGCAUCUCCGGGACCAAUUAAGAAAAAAACGGCAACCCUAAUAGUUUUAUCAGUUGUUGCAUACGCACGCACCCACGCCGGACAAACGGAAGAGAGACACCAACAAUUUGGCACUGCCUACCGUACAUAAAGAAUGUGUCCGAGGCUACAGAACGCAUUGCGUCAGAGCUAGGCGUGGGCAUCGCUCAUCAUCCUGCAGCCACCAUGCGUAGCAGGAUCAUGAAAAUGAAGGAUCGGCUGGACGCAGGUGAACAGUCGGGCGUAGUCUAUCAAAUCCCGUGCCAAAACUGUCCUUGUCACUACACAGGCCAGACAGGACGACGUCUCAGCUCACGAAUACUUGAGUACAAACGGGCCGUUCGAAGAGGCGACCCAUUAUCUCAAGUAGUCGCUCGCACGCUGGAGGAAGGCCAUGAGUUCGACUUCGCCAAUACGCGGAUAUUGGCGCGAGCCGGCAACAAGACAGGGCGAGAGCUGUUGGAGGCGUGGAUGUCGGACACCAACUCUAUCAACAGACACAUCGAUUUGCCUGCGUGUUAUCAGGCGCUCCGCCCACGCAGCCAGGUAGCGCAGCUCAAACCGUCGCGAAGUACAAACGGCGUCACCACGGGGGUGGGGCGGACCGUCGUGGACCAGGCGGCACGAACCCUACCUAGCCACGUACGUACUUCCCCUCCCUCCCCGCAAAGACGAACGAUAUAAAUGUUCGCAAUUUGCUGCACUCAAGUAGUCUCUGAUGAUGAACUCCAGUUCGAGUUCGAAAGCUCAGGCAAAUAAAACUACUGUCCCAGUGAUCGUGCCUUCGCCUUCUUUUAAACUAACUUAAACCAUCUUAACCUAGAGAAAGGUGGUGUACUCCUCGAUCCUAAAUGCGGAGAACAACCGGAAAGCUCAGAACUGGCAAGUUAGCGUGUGUCGCGUCUUCUGAGAGAACAAUGCAUAUUUUUAUAAUUCAACCCUAUCAAUACUCUCAAUACUUCCAAAGUUUUGUAUCUCUCAAGGUGAUGUUUGUCCUUCUACCUGCAUUACUAUCCUCAUUUUAUCCGCCGGAAACAAAUAUUUACGCCGUUUAAAUAGCUAGCCGUUUCAUAGCAGAUGGUUUUUGACUUAUAGCUGCACACUCUAAGACGGAGCAAAGUCCAAACACUGGUGCUUCAAGGCGUGCGACGCAGGACGAAUUUUUUGUACGGACAUCUCCAAUGCACUUUAACCUUCUCUGCCAGGUUAUAAACUGUGCACUAACUCUGUCCGCUUAGCGCACAAGGCCAGGCCGAAUCAGCAGUCGUGUGCAUGUUCUUUGGAACUUUGGAGUUGACUUACCGAGGGUCAAGUGAGAACAUGUGGCUACUCGUAUUACAAUCUCACCGAUUGCCCACUGUAACCUUUUGGCGCAUAGAUGCGAAAAUUAACACUAAAGGAUCCACUAAACACUUGAUGAGCCUAGGUGUGCUUUCGGUAAAUUAACAUCGGGCAGGUGCAUUUUGAUCGGAGCGGGGUACGAGUAAACGUAUGAGGGAUAAGACGAAUCGAUUACAGUUCACCUUCUCAUGCAAGCGGUAUGAGGCACAAAAAGAUAGAGUUAGGAGGAAGAAAGGGUAAGGGGGAAGGGGGGGGUGUUGCAGAGGAGUACAUGCGGCUAACCGAACCUUGGUCACGGUAGGCGUGGAGCUUGCACCAGAUACUUCUGCGCGCACAAGAUCGGUUUUAAUAACCUCAUGGCAGUCGCCAUUGCUGCCGCUAGCAGACGCUGACCCGGUCGCUUGGGGUACUUCGGUGUAACCUUGCUAAUCACACGGAAGGCUGUGUUGGGGUCUACAUGAUGCGCGGAGUUAACAGCGUGUGCGAGAAUGGCGAUGUCAAUGCUUUUAAUUUCACCUCUUCUCAACCAUGCCAGGAGGCAUUUCCGUAUUCUUUUUAAUACGUGCCCACUCGUACCAGUAAUAUAACCUGCUGAACAGGUGGUCUGGACUGGUAACUUAACCAUACAAAAUAGGGUUGGUCUAGAAUGAUACCUGAACUCUUGUCGUCGGGAAUGUUCGUGGAAAUGACUAGUUAGGGCGUCCUCUGGGGAGUUCACUUGCUGCGCCCCCUUGAAAAGCGGCUUUGAGGAGCAGAACGUUUUUUUCCGCCAUCAGUAUGAUGGGUAUUGGGUGUUUCUGUAGUAUCCUCCACAACGUUUUUUGAUGUUUUUAGCUCAAAACUAAGGUUUACAUGUUUUCAUCGAUUUUCAAACCGCAUACUGCCUUCUUCCAAUAGAUUAAGUAAUAUCCCACUACGAUGUCACGCGAAGGGAAUCUCGGAUGAUUGGAAGGUUGUGCAACGUCCACAGACCUGGAGACAGUUAACUGCACUAAGAAUCAUGAGGCUGUCUUCAGCAUUUCCAUAGCGGUUAAAUAUUUAAAAACUGACAUGCCCAUUUUCACCCAGUCGUACAUUUAGCAAGGACAACAUUUCGUGUAAAAUCAGAAUAAAUAACGUUUGUGAUACCUUGCAGAAUUUAUAACUGGAGCGAAACAUGUCAAAUGAGCGUUCGACCCUCACUGUUGAGGGUAGGAUCUCAGUCGAUCCCACUCUGACCGCCUGCCAGCUUGCUACUGACGACAACGAACGUUGUGUCCUAGGACACAUACCACAUAGGCAGCUCGCUAAGAGUGCAACAGGAGAGACGUACUGAUGAUCGGUGAUGACCGCGAAACAGCUGUCAGCGUCCGGCCUUUUGCACUCCUACUGAGCUGCUUAUGUGCCUCAUAACAGAGCGGGCGGACAAAGUGGGGUCGAGUGAGAUCCUAACCACAGCAGUGAGGCUCAACCGCUUACUUGACACGUUUAUGUACCUCACUUCAUAUGGCCUAUGAUGUACUGAUGAUCGGUAAUGACCGUAAAACAGCUGUCUGCGACUGGCCCGUUGCACUUCUUGUGAGCUGCUUAUGUAUGAAACAAGACAAUCAUAAAAUAUUAACUUCUAAGUAUGUUUUGGUCAGAUAAGGAUUGUUUUCCGUGUAACUUUCCAAAUCAAAAGUCCGCAUCCACGUAAACAUCCUUGGGAUUAUAUUUCGUACAAAUAGUUUUUACAACAUCAGCCUAGCCACCUUUUCCAUGUGAGAAUAUGCAUAUUGGAACAUGUUAAUUAAUACGUUACGAUGUUCUGAGCAUAGCUAUGGAACUCUGGGCGGGAUAAAUGAAAUUAACCUUCUGCUUUACAUCCCUAGAAGCGUGGAAAAUGUUGUGAACGACACUUUUGCAGGCUGAUAAUAUUGUCGAUUAGUGCGUGCUUUUGUAUUAGUUGUAAUUCUUUUUAGAAAAACUGUUAUUUGCCUUUGAAGACCGCUUCUUUUCGCCCCCUAAUGUAGACUGUUUUACAACACCUCGUUUGGCGGAGCCGUUGCUAUGAGGAAGGAGCAUUUUGAAAGAACGUUAGGAUUCGCCAAUACCUACUUUGGAUGGGGUUGCGAGGACGAUGACAUGAGCCGGCGACUGCGCUUUGCUGGGCUAAAGUUAACACGACGCAAUUUUACCUUCGCUCGGUAUACAAUGUUGAAACACGGCAGGGAUAAGGGCAACCAAGAGAAUCCCAAAAGGCAAGUUCUUUACCAUAGUUGCUAACUUAACUGAGACUUAACAAAACGUCCUUGAAGGUAAAAGUUGAUGUCUGCUAAACGCGUGAUGACGUAUGUAGGGCAUAGAUGGCAAAAAAUUGUAAGACAUGUGAAAAAGGAAGAACAGGAAGGCUGCUUAAUUACAAGGAGGAAUCGCGUAACCCUCAAGCUCAUGAAAGCUUCUAUUAAUAUUAUUAUUAUAUACAAUGGGUGACAUGGCAAGUAAAUGAUAUACAGAGCCUCCUUCGGUCGGCCAGUUUCCUGGAUCGCGGUCAGAGCUAAAAACGUCAAUUAGCUUCUAGUCCGCCUUUCUGCUGGGCUUCCACCUAUGAAACAGGCAAUAACGCGCUCUAUGCAGGCAUCAGAACGACUCCGUGGGCAGGAUAACAUUAUGGUGGCGUGUCGUUAGAGGUUUUGAUCGCAGACGAGAACACAGUGUGUAUGCGCGUGGAACGGCCGCAUGUGUGCCUAGCCCUACGAGGGCAAUUUCAGAUAGGCGAUAUCAACAACUGCUGGGCUGACAGUAAAUGCAGCUUUAGUCUAUUGUUUUCUUCUUGUUUGGACAGGAGGCUUCAAGUCAGUAACUUAUUUAUGCCUACGUUCCGACAGUCGACGCGCAACGUAAGGCAAACACUCAAGAUGGCGCUUCAACUUAGCUUGAGACGACAAUAUUCUGUGUGCCAAUUUCUAGGGACUGUUGUCAAUGUGGACAAAUUUCGACAAGAGCUUGCAGAAUGUUGUCCUUUUAUGAUUGCUGGACUAGAGGUGAUGCUAAGCAGCUCUGAUCUUUAAGCCAAAUCAAAUGAAAAGUGGACGUUACAAUGCGCAAAUGCCCUAAUUGUAAAGAAGAUUAUUCUAAACCUAGGAUUUGAGCCACACCUUUGUGAAUAAUAGGAUAGAGGCGCUUUCAGACAAUACACCAAAAGUCUGUGACAAAACCUACGUAAACCCUACUCGAACAUAAAACGGCGAAUUAAUUAGCACGAAAGUCUCUAUUUAUUUUCGGUGUCUCUGUAAAUUCAAACAUGUUUUGUGGUAAGUACGCAUAGAAAGAAUCCCUUUCCAAUUUAGUUAGCACGUGCGUCUUCAUCGCAUUUUAUACUUGACGAAAAGGUUUCUUUCACUUUCAAAAAAGUUUGCAUUCACUAGUUUUUUAGACUGUGAAUUGCAUGUUCAAACAGAACAGCAACAGUACGUUUAUUACUGCUGUUUAUGAAGUAUAAAGCACGGUCCAACCCAAUCGAAAAUGGCAUGGGCCCUACAUGACGUCUUCUUAAUAGAGUAAAUAAACUUAUGCUUUUUCCUACACGGAAGGUAUGCAGCAUGUAGUUUGGGAAUCUUAAGUGAAGGUGCAACUGCAGGUGGCGUUCGCAUUUACCCAGCAAUUGAAAAAGAGGCUUUUGAAAGCCGAUGAAUACCGUUUCUUCAAGUGCAAAAUUUGAAGAAAGCGUAAUUUUCCACCAUAUGAGUACAAGAAAUGAUAUUUUCAUUUGUAUUUUCCAAAAAAUACAUAUGAAUUUAAAGAACGUCAAUAAACAAUGCGAACGAAUUGUACUACUCGGGAAGCUACUUUUUAUUAAGUUUAGGUUUUGCGGACGGCCAGAAAGAAACUCAUCCAAAAUCGACAUCCUGGCGCGUCCAAAUUAUCAUGCCGCACGGUAAUCAAUAUUAUAACCCAACCAAAUUAAUCCUUCCUAAUAAAAAAACAUAUUUUAGAGUUUCGGUCAACAGUUCAGAGACUAGGCCAGUCUACUUUAUACUUUGCAUAAAGUGACCAGGACUUAUCACUUUCAAGCAUGUCAGCACCAGCGAGCGAAAACACCAGUCCGAGGAAAGAGUUGAGAAGUAAAAGGGAUUGCGGGAACAAGAACCUUACGCCUUGAGUUUUGGAAUCACAGUUGGACCCAUCAUCAGUGACAGCAUCAGAUACAGAUAUUUCAUGCAGAAUGGACUGCAGUACUUAUCAGACGCAGUCGAAAUGCAGUCGCAUGCCUGAACACGUCCAAGUCCUCCGGCGUCUGACUUUAUGUCUCAGGACGUACUUCACGUUAAACAGAAUAAUCAACGAGCGCUUGAAAGGCACACCAAGGGGUUCGCCGACUUCUGGAUUCAUGGCCGGGACGGUCCUGUAACCGUUGUAAUCGCUGGUCUUCCUACGUUACAUGCUGAAAUUCUGGGUUCGGUAUGCGGGUGUAGUCUUCCUCGUCACCAAACGAGAUCAGGCGCUGACAUCCAAAGUACAUAUCAAAGCCGUCUUCCCCGACAUUCAGCUCAUAGAGGAGGCAGAGGAAAACAGCCAGUUGGUCUUUUUUACUGUCCCCGUCGUCUGAAAAAAUAGUGACGAUAUAAAAGCCAAAGUGUUCAGGCAAGAGACAAAUACGACGCAAGUACUGUACUUCAGCAACAACUACAUACUCGGCCACAGACGCAGUUGUGUAAGGGUACGAUUUCGGUCUGCUGAGAUGCACGGCAGUGAAACGGAAGACAAAGUUGAUGAAUUAAAAUACAUUCAACGGGUGUUCAGAGCAAAUUGCUGCAUACGCAAGUUCGUCAGCCAGUGCUUUCACAAACAAGACGAGGAACCAAAUAUCACUUGUCAUAAAUUUUGGCAGCCGCCUCGCACCUUUUGGAUUUGGGGCUGCACACAGACCCGGAGCAACCAUAAGGCAUCAGGUCAUGAGGCCGAAAAGCCCACUACCACGAUAAGAAACGUCUGGAGUCGUUUACCGGAUCUGACGUAGUUGAGAGCAAAAAAUGCUUUAGAAAGACUGGGAAACUGCCUGGACGCGAAUGGCUGAACAUGCAGCAGUGGUGCGGAGAAAUGACGUCGCAGCUCAUUUGGCAAGAUUCGGCAGCAAAUGUAGGCUCCACGAGGCCGAAAAUUUCGCGAGAGACGGCAACCGCGUGAGUCCCGUGCUGCUUGGGUCAUGUUUCACUGGCCCCCAGUAUAUUAUCAGGUAUGAUGACCUGGGAAGAAUAAUUAGCCAGGCGGGAGCGCGCAGGCAAAACACAGCUUCCAACGCCAGUGGCGAUGAGUCGAACGACCGAGUAAUUUUAGCACCAGCAUCCAACACGGGCGGUGAAGUCGCGGUGUCUGAGGGCUCGAAUGCUGGUCAUCGAGCCAUUAUCGCACCAGAGACAACCAUCCUCGCUGAAGGGGGAAGGGGGCUUCAACCGUCAUAGGUCUGCGGUAGCAUAGUGACUGCAAUCUAUAAGUACAACAACUCCUUUUGCAUGAAUUGCCCGUAUCUGAUGCCGUCGCUGGCGGUGUCUUCAAUCAUGAAAUCGGUGAGUCAGACGAAUAAAGUUCUUGUUCCAGAGAUCGCUUCUACUUCUCAUGCCAGUAGCUCGUUCUCGAACCGAGAGUUGUCAUGCUGUCAGACUGCUGCGCCUGGUAACUUCAGUUAAGAUUUAAGGCAGUCAACAUGAUUGAAAAUGCGAUUCUCAGAUGGCAUAUCAGAAGAAGAGGAGGCGUUCACAGGAGGGAGGGGUUUGUUGGAGAUCUGACGUUUUAAGUAGUUGCUUCGUCUAUUCAUCUUCAGGGCUUAGGAAGUCACGAAGUUCACGCCUCCAACAAACUGCGCCAUAUGUGUAGAGCCGUGCGCAUGACUUCCCAGUCUCUGAAUAUGGGUAGACGAAGCAACUACGCAAAGCGUCAGACCGCUAACAAACCCCUCUCGGUGAACGCCUCCGCUUAUUCUGAUUGAAGAGAGUAAAUAUGAAGAGCGAAUUGUUACUUGCUUGUGAAUAUAUGCAUCAUCCCAUUCGGAUAAUGCACAAUGACUAUUCCGAUUGCCAACAAAACGAAACACGUGGCACGAGGGCAAUGGGCGGUUGGGUAUCACCCACGGCUAUAUUUCUAGACAGUCCUCUUAGAAACAAACAUAGAACGUUGAUAUGCCGUCCCCAUCUUCGAAUUCGCCAACGAUGACCUCGAAGACAUGAUUUUGGCGCUAGUCCCAAAUGUUGACAGGAAUCUAAGUCAUCAUAUAAGCUGUUGAGUAAUUGUUGGCUUUUGUUGCAUUUGGCGUCAGAUGUUACGUUUUACUGUUUGGACUCCGGAGAGAAAUGGAGCCGAACGACUAGUCUAAAAAUUGCACCAGGUAGAUACGAUGCUUCAUCUGUUAUGCCUCACAGUGGUAUCACAUUGGUAUCACAAAACCCCCUUUUCCGUAUCGUCUUUUGCAAGCACAAGAUGCCUGACGCGAGAGCUGCAAAAAAGGGCAGAAAUUGCGUUUCGCUUCAGUUUGUACGUGAGAAAUUCGACUAGGAAAAUUUAUAUAUAGGACAUCCCAGGAAAUAGAACGCAAGCAUUUUAGGCUUUGGAAUGUUAAGGUGAUUUUGCGAGGCGAUUUAUCCCAAACCUUACACAGAAGUAAGUCGUUCAGUGAAUGAUCCCUUCUCGCAAUGUAAUGGCCGUAUCAUAUUAUGUCCUCUCUGCAUUCCACACCUUAGACAGUUCUAUUUGUUCCUCACUUCUAGGAAAGCGCGACUGGCGAAGGCUCGCAUCCUGUGGGAGAAGGACACCUACUUGGAUGUUCGCUACGAGAUCCGAAAGCAGGAGCUGAGACACAAUGGACUCUAUCAUUACUUUGGAGUGGAUAUUUUGCAGCCAAAUGAGGAAGUGGCAAAAUUAGUCACAAUGAAAUCAAGCGGAAAACGCCCUUAA
Spirometra erinaceieuropaei is the source of this 23179-nucleotide messenger RNA. NCBI's taxonomy places the organism in Eukaryota, Metazoa, Platyhelminthes, Cestoda, Diphyllobothriidea, Diphyllobothriidae. The record is from the annotation of a GenBank genome assembly.